Messenger RNA from Chondrus crispus (carragheen), 3369 nucleotides. RefSeq names its product alpha-mannosidase type II manG. Gene Ontology annotation, molecular function: alpha-mannosidase activity; carbohydrate binding. Lineage: Eukaryota; Rhodophyta; Florideophyceae; Gigartinales; Gigartinaceae. Gene Ontology annotation, biological process: oligosaccharide catabolic process; mannose metabolic process. The coding region runs from base 1 to 3369 and encodes 1122 amino acids. The record is from RefSeq and is a predicted model, not a curated record. The transcript has 4 exons.
AUGGCGCAACACUACAAAAACGAAGACAUCACCAAAGCUAGAGUCAGAGUCUUCCUGGGGUGGGACCACUUCAACCCCAAGGGCAAUGUAGCUCCAGGUCGCAUGGACCAAAAUCUUUGUGGUCGACUGUGGACCUGUCAUGACCGUAAAGCAGUCAAGCUUUCGGUUGCCUCUCCGGCCAAGCAGUUACGUGCUCCUUCACCCGAGUAUCUCGAAUCUCUCGAAUACCGUGAAGCACGCAUAGGAGAGAGCUUCGGUCCAACGUUUUCUACUCAUGUCUUUCGACUCAAUAUCACCGUUCCCGCAAGUAUGCACAAUCAGCCCAUCCAUCUGUUGUGGGAUUCCAAUUCUGAAGCAUUGGUGCUUUCUGAAAAAGGGAACCCAAUGCAGGGUCUUGUAGGCGGCGACCACUGGGCAAGGAGAGCAGAUUAUCCCCUUUUUCCGGACCGACCCCACGGUGUCGGUCACAGUGGAGAAACGAUAAUCCUGUACAUAGAGAUUUCUUGUAAUGGAUUAUUUGGGGCGGGUCGCGGCGGUGAUAUCGAACCCCCUCAAAGAGAUAGGUGUUUUGAGCUUGAAGAAUGCUGUCUUGCCAUAUUUGACUCUUCGGCUUGGGAUCUAAUUCAUGAUGUAACUCUACUUUCUGGCCUCGCUGAGCACCUUCCUGAAGGUCCGCGGAGGGCACGGGCGCUUCAGACUGCGAAUGAAGUUGUCAACGCUGUUGAAGUAGGAACGAAAUCCACGUACGAAAGUGGGCGAAGAAUUGCCGCGAAGUUCCUAGACUGUCGAAACGGCUCCUCUCAGAGCCGAGUUUAUUCCAUGCUCCAUUCCCAUAUCGAUCUAGCGUGGUUAUGGCCAAUGGCUUCGACGCCAUCAAAGGGAGUCCGAACUUUCGCAACUCAGCUGCGACUGUUGGAGCGUUUUCCGGAUAGUAUCUUUGUGCAAUCACAGGCCCAACUCUACGAUUGGGUGAAGUCAUCGUACCCUUCCCUCUGGGAAGAAGUUUGCAAGAGAGUCCGUGAGGGAAGGUUUGUCCCCGUAGGAGGAUCCUGGGUUGAGAUGGAUUGUAACAUUCCAUCUGGUGAAUCUCUGAUUCGGCAAUUUGUUGUUGGACAAGCAUUCUUUCAGAGAAACUUUGGACUCCGUUGUAAGGAAUUCUGGUUACCUGAUACGUUUGGAUAUUGUGGACAGCUACCACAGAUCAUGCGCGGAUGUGGUAUUGACUACUUUCUGACUCAAAAACUAAGUUGGAAUCUGUUUAAUAAGUUUCCACAUUCAACGUUCGUAUGGGAAGGAUUGGACGGAUCCCAAGUGUUAGCCCAUAUGCCACCAGCUGAUACCUACAACGCACAGGCCUUUCCAGAGGAGGUUAUGCGAACAGCAAACAAAAACAAGGAUGCAGCUGUGCACAACAGUGCAAUCAUGCUUGUUGGUCAUGGGGACGGCGGGGGUGGUGCAUCUCCCGCUAUGUUGGAAUCGAUGAAGCGUAUGCAUGAUCUAGAUGGAGUACCAAAAGUUGAAUUCUCUACUCCAGAGAAGUUCUUUGAGGGCGUUAAAUCUAAACAGCACGAUUUGCCAAGGUGGGUUGGAGAAUUAUACUUUGAACUCCAUAGAGGCACCUACACAAAUCAGGCCCGCACAAAGCAAAGCAAUCGGCAGUGUGAGAAUGCAUUGCGAGACUUAGAGCUCGUCGGAACCAUUGCUGUUCUUGCAAGUCGACGAACUGGAAAAGAAUUUUCGUAUCCAGCUUCUACUCUUGCAGAAUGCUGGAAGUUGGUACUUAAAAACUGCUUCCAUGAUACGCUUCCUGGGUCAUGCAUUGGCGAAGUCUAUGAAGAGACGACACGAGAUUACGCUUUGGUUACCGGAGAAUGUACUCUAGAGAUUGAAAAGGCGGUGACGUCAAUUUCUGAAGCAUUCACAGCCACUUAUUCCAACGGCGAUUCACGAGCGGCGAAGCGCUUGAAGACGCAAGCUACUGAGAGAGAAUCACUGAGUCAUGACCAACACAGCUUUAAUACAGUUCUUCUCCAUCGGGGCGCCGCUUGCAAGCCACAAAAUGAUUUGCCCGUAGUAUUUGAGGCGAAGCAAUCUCCAGAUUUCUUCUUCAGCUCAGGUGUUGGUGUCCAAACGACACGAAUGAGUGCUGUCACGUGCUAUCCCGAAAACGCAAGCACAACGAAUAAGAAGCCACUAGUUCGCUCUAUCGUCGCAAGCAUUGAACCAGCAACAGUUGCUUGUCAAGAAGAAAAUGGCCAAAUGAGGUAUGUUCUUGCAAACCGAUUUGUCAAAGCCACCAUUAGUGCUACAGGGCAUAUGAGUAGUUUAAUCCUUCUGGACGAAUCCGGCCGUCAUCGUGAAGCCUUAGUACAGACCGCUGGCAAGGCAAAGUCAGAGAUCGAUGGGGGAAACAGACUAGUGCUUUAUGACGACGUGAGCCAAUUUUGGUGCGCAUGGGACACGGAAGUGUACUCAUUUGAGAAGAAAUCUGUGAUAGGAAAUGCGGUAGGGUGCGAGGUAGUCGAUGAGGGUCCUUUACGGGUAAGCCUACAUUUCACAUAUCCUUCCACGGAGGCAGGAACAACAGUACGGCAGCUCGUUUCUUUGCGGGCAGAAAGCACACGUGUAGACUUCCGAACAGAUGUUGAUUGGAAAGAAAGCCGCAAGAUUCUUCGAGUCCUGUUCAACACGCGGGUGAAAGCGCCCUUUGCAAGCUACAAUAGUCAGUUUGGUUUCGUGCGACGUCCUACCACGUUCAACCAUUCGUGGGAGAUUGCCAAAUUUGAAGCCGUGGGACAUCAGUACUGCGACCUGAGUGAGCAUCAAUUUGGUAUUGCACUUCUAAACGAUUGCAAGUAUGGAUAUUCUGUUAGGGAUAAUACCAUGCGGCUUUCGCUUCUUCGGGCUUCGAAGUCUCCGGAUGACAGUGCCGAUAUGGGGAUGCACCGCAUGACGUAUUCAAUUCUGCCUCAUUGGGAAUCGUUUCCUACUCGUACAGUGUUAGACGAAGCUGCGGAUCUGAACUGGCCUCCCCUGCUUAAUCAAGUAAGGCAUGCCUGCGCUGGCGCACGGCUCUACAAUUUUAUAAUUAGCGCCAUCAAACAAGCUGAGCAAGCAGAACAGCAAACGAACAACGUUGUGGUGAGAAUGUAUGAGGCCAUGGGAGCACGUGGUCUGGCACAGCUCUCUUGUCCCUCAGGUUUGACAGUCUCUACAGUUCAAGAGUGCAACAUGCUGGAGGAUACUGUUAGUAUGUCUACAGGCACUCUCUCAGUCGCCGAGUCAACACAAGGGUCAUGUGUAAUUGGCGUCCCUUUCACACCUUUCCAAAUCCGUACAAUAAUGCUCACGCUUGCGGUGAGGGAGUAG